AGUCAUAGAAAAAAAAAACAACAAUAAGAUUAAAAUACUUCAACAAUCAAAACAAUCACAAUCAUGCUUAUAUUCAUUUCUCAUUAGUAUACCCUACUGUUAUUGAUGAGUCUAUUUAUCGUCGACUGCUUCUGUUAAUUGUUCGCCUUCUGAAUUUGAUGUGAUGUACAAUUCUUCAGGAUUAGUACCAAGUCGUUUUUUAGUUUUGAUUGCCCAUUUCAUUAUUUGUAUUAAUUUAUUAUGGAGUCACACGGACCAUCAACACCAAUGUUUAUCAAUGGAAGUGAUAGAAAAUCAGGUCCAUCCCAAAAUGAAACAACAAACACAACAACAGUGGUAGGGUGGACAAAAAUUCUGUUACUAGCAGGAUUUUCGACAACUGUUGGAGGUUCACUUUCUGUGGGAUACAACAUAGGCGUUGUAAAUGCCCCCGCUGUUGUCAUCAAACCAUUUUGCAACCAGAGUAUCUACGAUAGAUACGGUGUGGUGUUAUCUGGCAGUCAGUUAGAUUUCUUAUGGUCCUCUAUAGUGUCAAUUUUUUUGAUAGGGGGAGCAAUAGGAUCUUUGGGAGGGUCCGCCAUAGCGGAUUCUCUGGGUAGACGUGGAGGACUUAUAGUAAGUCAGUUGUUAGGUUUCAUUGCUGGCCUUCUCUUCGUUUCCAGUGAAGUUUUGCGAUCCGUUGAGACCCUUAUGGUUGGAAGGCUACUUGUAGGGCUAUCUGCAGGUAUGAUCACAGGUAUAAUGCCGAUGUAUCUGAUGGAGAUGGCUCCCUUACACCUAAAAGGGUCAAUGGGUGUUCUAUGCCCUUUAGGAGUAUGUACAGGAGUCCUACUUGGACAAAUAAUAUCAUUGCCAGGAAUAUUAGGAAACGAACAUUACUGGAAUUAUUGCCUAUCAUUCUUUCUGAUUCCUCUAGUAUUAUGCAGUAUUAUAUUUCCUUUUUUACCGGAAAGUCCGAAGUAUUUGUUCAUCAUAAAGAAAAAUCACCAGCUUGCUGUGAAAGGUCUCUCUCGAAUACGCAAUGUAUCGGCGAGUCAACUUGAACAGGAGAUUCAAGAACUGAAGGAUGAACAACAAGUGAAGGAUUCGCUGAGGGAUGAUGUUUGGUCUCUAGGUAGGGUGCUGAAAGAUCGUAAAUUGCUGCUUCCGAUUAUGCUAGUUUGCGCCCUCCAAUCUGGACAACAAUUCAGUGGUAUCAACGCAGUAUUUUAUUAUUCUGUUGCCAUUUUUAAAUCUGCCGGAUUGUCAGAAAGUGGUCAACAAUUAGGCACCAUAGCCGCAGGAGUUUGUAAUCUGUUUAUGGCUAUAAUAUCCAUUAGGAUCAUGGAAAAGUUUAACCGAAGAUUCAUAAUCCAACUGAGUUUAGCUACAACCGCAUUUUUCCUCUUCCUACUAGCUGUAGCUGUACAAUUUUUACACGCUGCCACAUGGAUGCCUUACUUAAGUAUAGUGGGGGUGCUGGGUUUUGUCCUCUGUUAUGGUAUAGGUUUAGGCCCAAUACCGUAUUUCAUAGCCUCGGAACUUUUCGAAGUUGGUCCUAGACCGUGUGCCAUGGCUUUAGGAAGUAUGGCCAACUGGGGCGGUAACUUCUUCAUUGGACUGUUUUUCCCCCUGAUGAAUCGGUAUCUUGGAGCUGUUUCCUUUGUGAUAUUCUCCACAUGGAUAGUGUUCCUAUUUUUCUUAGUUAGGAUCUACUUACCAGAAACCAGAGGGAAAGAUGUUGCUCAAGUUGCUCUCCUGUGCCAAGAUGGGCUUGCAUCCAAGCCUUUAUCAUCCCCAGUUAUCAGGACCCCUGAGUGAUCCUCAUGGUGGAAAGGGUUAAAGAAACAUUUUAAUGAUCAGCAUCGAAUCUCAUUUUAUGUUUAAGUGAGAAAUGAUAAUUUUUAUACUGGUAAUUAUUGUUAAAACUGUUUAUGGUUCUAAUAAGUAAACACAUUCUGGAAGUUUA
Messenger RNA from Coccinella septempunctata (seven-spotted ladybird), 1948 nucleotides. Its product is annotated as solute carrier family 2, facilitated glucose transporter member 1-like. Gene Ontology annotation, biological process: monosaccharide transmembrane transport. Lineage: Eukaryota; Metazoa; Arthropoda; Insecta; Coleoptera; Coccinellidae. The transcript has 10 exons. Gene Ontology annotation, cellular component: membrane. Bases 241 to 1800 code for a protein of 519 amino acids. The record is from RefSeq and is a predicted model, not a curated record. Gene Ontology annotation, molecular function: hexose transmembrane transporter activity.